Molecule: messenger RNA, 918 nt
Organism: Brenthis ino (lesser marbled fritillary)
Lineage: Eukaryota; Metazoa; Arthropoda; Insecta; Lepidoptera; Nymphalidae
Source: the annotation of a GenBank genome assembly
AUGCCAGCGCCAGUGGGCGAGUGCACGGGCUGCUGUCCACGGGAUAAUACUAUUGAUAUUCAAUAUUACCUUUAUACCAGGUCCAAUCCAAGAUUUCCAGAAAUCAUUGACCCUAAUGUACCGAAUGGUUUAUCCCAAACACGUUUUGAUACCAACAGACCAACUAUCAUAUAUUUAUUUGGGUUCUCAGAGGCAACCACUGGACCGAGUACUGUGAAUUUAAGAAAUGCGUUUCUCAGAAGUGGUGAUUACAAUUUUAUUGGCGUUAAUUGGUCGCGACUCGUCGUUUUUCCGUGGUAUAUAUCGGCAGUGCGGAACACAAGGUAUAUGGGAGAACAAUUAGCAAACUUCAUAGAGUUCCUAAACAAUAAUGGUGUCCCUGCUGGAUCCUUGCAUGUCAUAGGAUUUUCAUUAGGGGCAGAAGCCGCUGGAUUUGCCGGGAAAAUUCUGAACAGUAGAGGCAUUAGAUUGGGAAGAAUAACUGGUCUAGAUCCAGCAUAUCCGGGCUAUAGUUUGGGCGGUAAAGAUGCACAUCUUUCUAAAGGAGAUGCGGUUUUUGUUGAUGUACUACACACAAACCCCGGCGUAUUUGGGUUCCCAGAGGCGAUAGGUGAUGUUGACUUUUACCCGAACCAAGGAAGUUGGAUACAACCUGGAUGCUGGUUCGAUGAAUUAGUGAAGAAUAAAGAAUUUAGAUAUUUUUAUGGUUGCAGUCAUAAUCGAUCGUGGAGACUUUACACGGAGUCCGUUUUAAAUCCCACGGGCUUUCCCGCGACAUUAUGUAGGGACUGGACGAGCGCGACAUCCAGAUGCCAAUUCACUUAUGAUGGAUACAUGGGAUUUGGCGCACAACCACCAAUCAAAGGGAUAAUGUAUUUGAAAACAAAUGAAAAAGCACCCUUUGCAAAAGGAGGUCCA